This is a messenger RNA of Elgaria multicarinata webbii, 914 nucleotides long. RefSeq names its product ciliary microtubule associated protein 1B (gene CIMAP1B). The transcript has 6 exons. The record is from RefSeq and is a predicted model, not a curated record. Gene Ontology annotation, cellular component: cytoskeleton. The coding region runs from base 10 to 768 and encodes 252 amino acids. NCBI's taxonomy places the organism in Eukaryota, Metazoa, Chordata, Lepidosauria, Squamata, Anguidae.
GAAUUGGACAUGUCCACAGAUGUAUGGGUGGGAAGCUGGCGACCCCACCGUCCCCGGGGACCUAUCGCUGCCCUCUACAGCAGCCCGGGGCCCAAAUACGGGCUCCCAACGAAUGUCGGCUAUCCACAACAUGACCCUUCUCGGUACCGUGCACCCGCGUACAGCUUUGGCACCCGCCGGUUCCAGGAGCAAGAGAGCUGCUCUCCCGGUCCGGGCUACCUGGUCCCACCCAACAUGACCAUGAGGGGCCGGGACGGGAUUCCUGCGUACUCCAUCUACGGACGCCCCCGGGACAUUACGCCUUUUAUGACUCCCGGGCCAGGUCGCUAUUCCCCAGAGAAGGCCGGGAGGUGGGCCUACCCCUCCGCCCCCAACUACUCACUUGCUUCGCGGACGAAGGACUUUGAGAAUGACCAGACGCCAGGGCCUGCAGCCUAUGGGCUCCCUCCCAUGCUUGGGCCCAGGGUGGUCAACAAGAACUCAGCCCCCAAUUAUUCAAUUUUUGGACGCAGCACAAUCGGCAGCUUCUACGAGGACCUCAGCAAGACUCCUGGACCCUGCAACUACCGCCUGGUGGACCCCAGCAUCUACAAGUACCGCCAGCCUCAGUUCAGCAUGCUGGCUCGCAACAUGCCCCCCGGGGACAACACGGUGAAACCGGGCCCAGGAGCGUACAGUCCUGAGAAGUACGCCCAGAAUCGUGGUUUGACCUUCGGGAUCCGCCACUCGGACUACGUAGCUCCUCUCAUCGUGGAUGUGGUGGAAUAAGCCGGCCCAAUUGGCUGGGACGGGUUGGGCAAGAAAUGUUCAUUUGGAAACACUCACAUCUCUCCACGCUUUGUGUGGUUGUUGCUGGCGGGGCUGGGGAGGGUUGGCAGCAUCGAAGGCUUGGGAGGCUCCUCCCAGCCGGGGGC